Messenger RNA from Epinephelus lanceolatus (giant grouper), 1402 nucleotides. Lineage: Eukaryota; Metazoa; Chordata; Actinopteri; Perciformes; Serranidae. The record is from RefSeq and is a predicted model, not a curated record.
ACAAACACCUGCUCGUACAGAUCAUCCUGCACCGGAGUUGACGGGAACUGCUUUGAUACAACAAACAUUUGGACCGUAAUCGAUCCAAGACGUGGGGAUUUGGACUUAAAAUGUCAAACUUGAAAGGCAAAAGAAAAGAGUAUCUAAGUGUGAAGGAUCUGCAGAAGGUUUUGGACUCAUGUAAGCUUCAUCUCAGUCAAGUUGAUGAGGUCUGGCCGAAUAUUUACAUAGGAAAUUUGGCAGUAGCCCAAAACAAGACUGCCUUGCAGAAAUUAGGUAUAACUCAUGUAUUAAACGCUGCUCACUCCAAGCAAGGCAGCAUAGGGAACCAAAGCUUUUAUGGCAACAGCUUUGUGUAUUGUGGCAUUCCAGCAGAUGACUCGACACACUUUGAUCUGGAUGUUUACUUCCAGCCUGCAGCUGAUUUCAUUCAUAAGGCUCUGAAGUCACCUGAUGGGAAAGUUCUGGUGCACUGCAUCAUGGGAAUGAGCCGGUCAUCGACCUUGGUGUUAGCGUACCUCAUGAUCUACCAUCACCUCCCGCUCAAACAGGCUCUGCAGAAACUGAUCCAGAAGAGAGCAAUCUACCCCAACAGGAAUUUUCUGGCUUUGCUGUUGGAUCUGGAUCUACAGCUGAUGAGAAAGAAGAAAAAAACAUGUCAGAUCUUGUAGUCAAGGGAAGAUGACAUUUUUCAGCCCCACAGCAGCGUGGUGUUUGUAGGGACGGUGGGGCUGGUCAGUCUGUUGGUCAAGACUCUAAUAUUUCUGAUGGACGGUCAUGAAAUUUGGUGCAGUUAAUGACUGAAUUUCUGUCAAACUCAGCUGUACUUUGACAUUAGCUAAUAUGUUGGAGUGUUAAACAUUAAAGGUCUAGUGUGUAGAAUUUAUUACCAUCUAGUGGUGAGGUUGUAGAUUGCAACUGACUGAAACUUGUGUGCCAAGCAUGCAGGAGAACUACAGUGGCUGACGCAAAAACACAAAAGGCCCUCUGUAGAGCCAGUGCAUGGUUUGUCCGUCCUGGGCUACUGUAGAAACAACAUGGCGGACCUCAUGAAAAAGGACUCGCUCUGUUUGUAGAUAUAAAGCUGAUUCUAAGGUGACAAAAACAUGGCAGUUCUUAGUUCCAGGUGAUUAUACACUAAUAAAAACAUAAUUAUUAAUAUAAUCUGCCACACUGGGCCUUUAAGAAAAAAACAAUAGUAAAGUUGCUCAUUUAACAUUUAUCUCACUCAGCCCUCAGUUUUUUAUUAGCAUGCUAAAAGCUGACAUGUUAAUUUAGCCAAUACAGUGGUUCCCAGCUGUUGGGUUGCGGUCCAAAAGUGGGUCGUGGGUCCACUCUGAAUGGACUGCAAGUGACUGGCGAAUGUGUCAAGUUUGUAAAAAACACACUUUAUUUUUAAGUA